Molecule: messenger RNA, 1486 nt
Organism: Saimiri boliviensis boliviensis (Bolivian squirrel monkey)
Lineage: Eukaryota; Metazoa; Chordata; Mammalia; Primates; Cebidae
Gene: AGPAT2
Product: 1-acylglycerol-3-phosphate O-acyltransferase 2
Biological process (GO): phosphatidic acid biosynthetic process
Cellular component (GO): membrane; endoplasmic reticulum
Molecular function (GO): 1-acylglycerol-3-phosphate O-acyltransferase activity
Source: RefSeq, a predicted model, not a curated record
CGCCCCGCCACCCUCGCAAUAAGGCCGGGGGAGGAGCGCGCCGUGGGGAGCGCGGCAGGUCGGCCCGCGGGAGCCGUCGGGCGCGGGGCGGCCAUGGAGCUGUGGCCGUGCGUGGCCGCGGCGCUACUGGGGCUGCUGCUGCUGGUGCAGCUGAGCCGCGCGGCCGAGUUCUACGCCAAGGUCGCCCUGUACUGCGCGCUGUGCUUCGCGGUGUCCGCCGUGGCCUCGCUCGUCUGCCUGCUGCGCCACGGCGGCCGGACGGUGGAGAACAUGAGCAUCAUCAGCUGGUUCGUGCGAAGCUUCAAGUACGUGUACGGCCUCCGCUUCGAGGUGCGGGAGCAGCACAGGCUGCGGGGGGCCCGGCCCUGCGUCAUCGUCUCCAACCACCAGAGCAUCCUGGACAUGAUGGGCCUCAUGGAGGUCCUUCCUGAGCGCUGCGUGCAGAUCGCCAAGCGGGAGCUGCUCUUUCUGGGGCCCGUGGGCCUCAUCAUGUACCUUGGGGGCGUCUUCUUCAUCAACCGCCAGCGCUCCAGCACCGCCAUGACCGUGAUGGCCGACCUCGGGGAGCGCAUGGUCCGGGAGAACCUCAAAGUGUGGAUCUACCCCGAGGGCACGCGCAAUGACAACGGGGACCUGCUGCCUUUUAAGAAGGGCGCUUUCUACUUGGCAGUCCAGGCGCAGGUUCCCAUCGUCCCUGUGGUAUACUCCUCCUUCUCCUCCUUCUACAACACCAAGAAGAAGCUCUUCACCUCAGGAACAGUCACGGUGCAGGUGCUAGAAGCCAUCCCCACCCUUGGCCUCACCGAGGAGGACGUCCCUGCGCUCGUGGAUACCUGCCACCAGGCCAUGAGGACCACCUUCCUCCACAUCUCCAAGAACCCCCAGGAGAACGGGGCCAGCGAGGGGCCUGGUGUGCAGCCGGCCCAGUAGCCCAGACCACGGCAGGGCAGGACAGAAGCCGGUGGCUGGAGGAUGGGCCGAGGGGACCCCCCCACCCAGGCUUCCAAACAUCACCGUGGCUGCCUCCCCGGCUCUCAUUUGGGCCCUGGAAGCUGGAAGCCCCUUUUGCCACUGGCCUCAGACAUGGGCCCCUGGCGUCCCCUGAGAGGGGUCAGCUAGACCGCCCCCAAGCUCAGAGGGCAGGGACUUGUCUCCUGGUGCCUCUGGAAUGAUGAGGCUGUGGGCUGAGCCGUAGGCCCCAGGAUGGCCCAGGAGCAGAGGGGCAGACCCCGAGGUGAAACACCCACUGCCAGGCCCUCUGCUCUGGCGCCUGGGACCCACCAGGAUAUGGUCAGGCUCUGGGGUUCCGUCCACAGCCUGCAUCAGGCUCUCAGGGAGAGGAGGGGGCCAGGAGGUUGGGGAGUCUCAGACUCAGACACCCAGGAUCACAGGGAAGCAGGGCCUGCCCUCCUGCCGGCCUGGGGGACUCCGUGGGGCCAGCAUUGUACUCCGUGGCUGUUUUUUUAUAAACAAACUCUUGGAAGUG